GACACUGGCAGAUUAACGCUCCGCGAUGGGGAAGGGCUUAAAGGCUGAGUCAAAAGCCAAGAAGUCUCUUUAUUUACGCCUACUACCUCCCAGCCUCUGGCAAUCUGACUAAUAACAAACUGAGCUAACAAGAAAGACUCUCCGAAGGGAGAGAGAGAGGGGAGCGAAACACACAGAGAGAGCGUGCAUCGCAGCAGUUUGGAUCCUUAAAGCAUCUAAAGAUACAUAUUGCGUUUCUUGCAAAGCCAGGAGUGAUCGCUUGAAGUCCUGCGGAGCGCUGGGUUUAUUUACUGCAUCCCGAAGCUCGCAAAUGGUUAACUACGUGCAGAAAGUCAGCCUAGCUGGGAAGUCUGCUGUGAAUUUUAAUUGAGCAAAAGGGACAACUGUUUACAGGAUGGUGUAGUGGGUUCUCUUUCUCCCUGGCGUCGUUCUCCCCCUCUCCACCUCCUGCAAGAUUUUUUUUUUUUUUUAAAAUUUCCCCCUCUCUCUGUCUCUCUGCUCUCAGUCAAAUAUGAUCUGUCCUGCUUCGGAGCUAGGAUUUUAACUUCAAGGAACUGCAGCCACGCUUGAGAUCCCUGCAAAGCGAGACCUUAACCUAGGUUGGUGGGGGAUUGGAAAGGGCUCCUUUUUGGAGAUAACAAGGAAGGGGAUUGUAUACGAAGAGCGACUCUGUGCAUCGCCGGCUGUGUCAGUGGGUGUAGCUGCUGUACAGGUAAGGAGACUUUCAUUUAGGAAUUAACUUAACCAUAGCCAGCUUUUUUUGCAUUGUAAAAAUCACCUUGGCUACCUAUUCUGUUUCUCUCUCCCCCGCCCCACCACACACACACACACACACAGAGAGAGAGAGAGAGAGAGAGAGAGAGAGAGUUUGAGGUGCUUGUUUCCUGUUAGAGCAAAUAUUUGCUCAAAACUUAUAGAAUGGCACCUCAAGUGUUGCAUAGGUCCUGGGGAUAUUUUGUGCAUGGAAGGAUCUUAAAAGAAAUUGGCUGGCAGGGAAGGAGAGAUUUAAGGAGUGGCAUUUGCAGUGGCACACAGGAAAAGGACUUUACAUACACCAAACCCUUAGAUUCCUUCUGCGAUCCUAGAGUAAACUGUAGUUGCCUGCAGAAUUUGACAAAGGAGCACAUAGCCAUAUUCAAGUGAUCGUUUCUUAACCUGAGGCUUUGUAGUCCGUCAUAUCCACUUUCUACCAACUGUAUAAGCAUUAAUUGAAACAAGAAAUGUAUUUGAUUUCUGCUCUUUAAAAUAGAUGGAUUUAUUGCCUUCAAUCUGUAUGGAAACUUUGCCUUAGGGACACUCAUUAAUCAGUGCUCCUGAAAAUGCAAAAAUGUGCAAAAAAUCUACCAAGAGGCAGUUGAGGCGAGUGGUGUGUGUGUGUGUGUGUGUGUGUGUGUGGAGAAAACCUCUGGUGUUCCUUAGGUUUUCCCCAAACUCCCUCCUCCCUCCAUGCUCAAAAUGGAACCAUUUAUUUAAGGUAGUUUUUGAAAGCAUCUAUGGAAUUAGAGCACUGGGAAUGUAAUGCUUCAACUAAGCAAGUGAAUUAAUCGGUACAAGGGACAUUUCUCUGGAAUGGGCAAUAUGAAGUAAGUUAUACUCCUGUGCCACUUUGGAUAUUUUGAAGUUUCAUUAUAUUUAUAAUACAAGGUUAGCAGCCCCAAGGGGGCCAUCCAUGCAUGGAUAAAGCCAUGUUUGAUGGGGUAGAAGUUUUAAAAUGUAAAUAAUAUGUUAGCCAAAAAUAGGCUUUUGUUUACAGUUGUGUUACUAGCAAUGGCUUUUGAAGGCUGGGGAUGAGGUGGACAGUUGGAAGGACAAAAUCUAAGAUAGUGAGUUGAUGUCUUCCAGGACUAGACAGAAGCUCCAAGAAUCUAUCUGCAGAGGGAGAAAAAACUCUGUGUGUGUGUUUGUGUGUGUGUGUGUAUGAAAGAGAAUGAGACUUAUUGCAAUUUUACCCAGCCAAAGUAUGACAAUGAUUAAGAGGCGAAUGCCUUUCUAGCCGAUUGCAAAUACUUUUAAACAUUUGUGUUUCAGAAAAAAAAAACGUGGAAGGCUUUCAUCUUCAGAAAUGUAUGUAAAUCGUCCUUCGAUGCAACAUGCACUUUAAAUUAAUGCAUGUUGAUUUACUUCUCUUAAUUUUGCCCAACGACAUCGUAACAAGUACGUUCAGUGUGCUCUGCCUGCUUAGCAGAAGAACAGUUAAGAGAAAAUAAAAGUUGAAUUAAUGACCCAAUUGCUUUGCUGAAGACAAGUGUUUACAAGAAGCUUUAUUUGUGAAGUUAGGUUAUCAAAAACAAAGCCUUGGGUACUAAAAGUGGGGAAUACUUUCUGUUUUAAUGGCUGGUAAUAAACUAACUCCUUUGGUAAAACAGGAUCUGCAUGCUGGGUCUUGUUCAUCAGUCAGCAAGGUUGGUUGGGGUGAGGGUACUAAAGUUAAGGAGAAGCAGACAUUUAGACUCUAGAGUGGGGCAAGAAACUUCUUUUGUUUGAUCCAAAAUAUGUGCAUUUAUCCCUUUAUGGACAACACCCCCCCACAAACAAGGAAAAACCCACAUCAUUACUUGUAGGCCCAUUCAAAAUAUUGGCAUACUAGGAUAGUUGCCUUUAAGACUGAAGCUGCAAUGGUAUAUACGAUUAUUUUGGAAUAAGCCCCACUGAACUCAAUGGGACUUACAUCUGAGUAGGCUUAUAUAGGAUUUCACUGUGAGUUCCACUAGUUAUGGGGCCAAUCUGACGCACACCCAUGCUCUCUGGCUUAAUGCUUCUGAAAUGAAGCUUAUAGUCAUGUUUAACAACAACAUCAUCAACAACAACAACAACGAAUCAAAAUUGCUACCUGUAGUUGAACAGACUGAUCCUGUACGUGUUUACUUGGAAGUGAAUCCCUCCAAGCUAAAUAAUACCGCAGCCCUAAGAAAGACUCUAAUGUUGGUAGCCUAAUAUAAGAGGAUCAGAAAGGUCCAUCACCAGGGGACUCCUAUUUGAGUAGGUUUCAUUGAGUUCAAUGGGGCUUAAACCCAGGUAAUUAGGUUUGGGAUUUUGGUCCAACAUCCUCUUCCCCACAGAAGCCAACCAGAUGCCUUGAGGACUUGAAGGCAAUAUUCCUCUCCUAUUACAUCCUCAUGGCACUUUACAGCAAUAUGCUGUAAAACACAAUCGGGUUAAAAUCUGUUGCAAAAUCUCCUUUAUUGAAUGGCACUAAUUGCCCAAACGAGUGCAGGGAAGCAACACACGACUUCACAGUGGUUGAAGACAUGACCUCAAUCCUGGACAUGUGCAUGUCAACACACAAAUGCUUUGUAAAAGAAAAUGAAGAAAAAGUUCAACUUCCGCAUAAAGCACCUUUCUGGGUGUUUGCAUGUUGAACUGAGUCUCUGAGCCAAAUUGGAUGUCAUCUGUCAAAACUGCAACCCUUUUACCCCCUUAUUAUAGGCUAGAUUCAUGGGCAUCAAUAUCACCACUUCAGAGAAUUCGAAGCUGCAAUUGCAUGCACACUGGUUUGGAAGGAAGCCCCAUUGAAGUAACUGGAGCUUGCUUCUAAGUAAACUUGCACAUAGUCACUGGGAGGUGACUAUUGGUCCCUGCCUUAUAAUAAGCAGUGUACCAAAACAGAGCUUGCCUAAAUGUGUUUUGAAACAUCCUUUCCAAAGCAGAAAUUCUUUACUUGGGAAAUAUGGAACUAUUUACUUUGUUAAUACAUUGUGAACAGAUGACCCCAUGUGAAACAAAAGGAGAUACUCAAACAUGACUGAGUAAACACAUACAGAUAAGUAAAGAAUACGCAGUCACAAGUCAAACUAUAUUAAAAGAACUGUGUUAGUACAACAGUUAAUUUUCCACAUUUAAACGUGUUUAAUAGGACAUAUUGCUCAGCAGCUCCACAUUUCCAAAAACUGGUUCCUUUAAAGGCAAUGCACAUUUUGAAUUCCAUAGGAGGCAGUAUCAUCCAUGUAUACAUAGCAAUUCUGUGCCAUGUUUACCUUCAAGUGUAAUUAAUAAUGUAGAUGAAAAUGUCUAAUAUAUCCAGAUCAGCAUCUUGUUCACAGCUUGCUUGUCCCAUCUUUUCCCACUUUCUUCUUAUACUUAUUUUUCUAGAUGUACCUAAAAUGCAAAUACACACAAACAGCUGGAGGGCAAAACUAAGAGAUGAUGCUUUAAAGUAAGGACAAGUUAUGCCUUGCAACAAAAUGUUGCAGCGUGCCCCAGGUGUAUGUAUGUUACCUGUGGUGGGGCCCUCAAAGACCGCUGUCCUCGCUCUUUCUUCACGUGCAAAAUUUAGGUAACUUUAAAAACAUUUGACAGCACAGCCAAUCAGCAUGCAUUCAUUCCAAUGAAGCCUGAAGGUUGUGCAAGCAGUUUGGCCUGGGAGGGGGACUUGAGGGGGCAGGUGAAGUUGAUUGAUCUUUGGUGCAUCCUAAGACAUAUAGGAGAAUGCUGACCAGGAAUCCACCCCAGCCCCAGCCCCACUUCUACCUCUGGCAUACAUUGUUAACCAGGGGCUAUGUUUUGGGACUGCAGUGACUGUCUCUCAACACAGUCCACAGCCACACCCAUCUGCAUUAGGGCUAUAGCAGUGGAUUUAAUUGCAGGUUUUUGUUUCCGCCCUCAGCCCAGACUGGAUCAUGAGGAUCAAAACAAUGGAAAGCUGCUCUCUCAGCUGGUAAUCUGUAGCAAGGGGUCUAGUGCCUCUGGACAACCCCUGCAUAGUUGUUAUAGACAACUUGGAGCCUGGCCUGCAGUAUUCAUCAUAUACCCUUGCCUGUACUACACUGUCUCUUAGUCUAGGUUCUCCUAACCUGCAGUAUGGUGACAAUAAACUGCAUUUGCUUAGGAAUUUGCAUUAGCAGGAAUACUGACACACACACCUGCUCUCUUCUUUUUCCUGCUAUCUUUUUGAAGGGUAUAGGAGAUCCUUGGUUGUGGGCCAGUUUCAGCUUUGAUCUUUUUCCUAUUGAUGGGCAGCCUGGAGACAUUUUAAAUAAGACUUCUCAACGUGAACUAGGAAAUAAUCCAGCCCUACCGUUAGUCAAAGGGUAGCAACUGGUUCAGGCAGCAGGUGCCGGUUGUUCCUCUGAAACCCCUAAUCACAGGGCAGUUUACAGUGUGAAAAUGCAAAAUACAUAGCAUAACAACUGCCACCACCAUACCCCCAUGUAUGUGCGACGUGACCCAACUUGGCCACAUCUAAACUAGGAUGCUGCCCCAGAUGCUGUGGAGAAUGUGACCAGCAUUUAAAUAAGAUCCAGCUGCCUGUCCACUUGGCUUUUGUGUGUGGGCACCAUAUUGUCCUUUGCUUCAGGCAGCAAAACAUGCUUGGCUGGCCUUGCCAGGAAAUGAUUUAUCCAAAUAUAAGUUACGGUUCUCUCUGAUCAUUUUGCAUCUGAAUGCCCCUUCCUCCAUCUUCUUUUGCUCAUAGAAGAGAGGAAUGGGGAAAAGGGAAUGGAGGAAGAGACACAGGGAUAUAAUUGCACACCUUCCACUCUCCCUCUUUAUUCCUUCUAUGCUCCUUGCCUUAUCUCUCAGUCAGCAGCUCCUGCCUGUUUGCCAGUUGAUCAGCAGUGUUUCGAAGUCUCUUGAGCUCCUACAACCCCACCUUUUCCACUAGCCACGUUCUUCCAGCCUGCCAGCCUAUUCUGUUCUCUCCUCUCCUGGUUUUCUUUCCCACCUGAUCCAUUGUUCCAUGGAACAGGUUCAGUCCUCACUGGGCUAUUUUGGAGUCCCUCAUUUUUGUGUGUUUCCCUAAGUCUAUUGAUACCUCCGUCUUGUUUGUGGGUGAUGCCAUUCCCCCCCCCCCCAAAAAAAAAAAAAUAAAUCCAAAAACUUCACAAAUGAAAGGGAGCAUCACAAAUAGGGAAUGAAUCAAUUGGCACUUACUUCUGAGUAGACAUGUAUAGGAUUGUGCUGGGAGUGUCAGACACAUCGCUGUAGCUGUAUAUGCGUAACUUCUAAGUGACUUGUGUUUUGUAUUUAAGGAAUUUGAAUUAUUCAAUAAAUGAUUUCUGAUAUGCACAGCUCACCAUGGUAGAAGAACCAUGUGGUGUAUUUCAGAUUUGAUGCUGGACUAUGACUGUCAUAGUCCCUGUCCAUUGGCCAUGCUGGUGGGGCCGAAGAGAGUGGUAAUCUAACUCUAUAGAAAGUACCAUGUUAGCUGCCACGGAAGUCAACAGAAUGGGAAAGGAACACUGAUAAUGGACACAAUUUAACUAGUUCUUUAGCCAAGACCAGACUAGACAGUCACCUUGCCAUGUUGCAAUGCUGGCAUGGUAAGGAAUCAUGUCACAGGCUUCUCUCAUAUGGGUUUAGACUCUGACAUUACUGGAACAUGCUGCAACUGUCUUCAUGCUGUAGAAUGUAAUGGACCCUUAUAACCUUGCCAGGUGAAUAUUGGAGCUGUAGUAGGAUUUACAAUCCUUGAAACAUUGGAAAUCUCCACUGAGAGAUGAUUGGAGAUGGGGAGUCACUUUGUAGUGGAAAGGGAGUCCUAUGAAUCCACGCAAGACUGAGGUGUUUAUAUGAAACUUUUUCUCUUUUCUGUGACUUCUUUUUCUUCUUGACCUAAAUUCUACAUAUAAAACGUUGCUACUCAACUGUUGGACGCAGGUGGCACUGUAAGUUAAACCCCAGAGCCUAGGACGUGCCUAUCAGAAAGUCAGCAGUUCGAAUCCCUGCGACGGGGUGAGCUCCCAUUGCUUGGUCCCUGCUCCUGCCAACCUAGCAGUUCAAAAGCAUGUCAAAGUGCAAGUAGAUAAAUAGGUACCACUCUGGUGGGAAGGCAAAUGGCAUUUCCAUGUACUGCUCUGGUUUGCCAGAAGCAGCUUAGUCAUGCUGGCCAUAUGACCCGGAAGCUGUACGCCAGCUCCCUCGACCAAUAAAGCGAGAUGAGCGCUGCAACCCCAGAGUCUUCUGUGACUGGACCUAAUGGUCAGGGGUCCCUUUACCUUUACCUUUACUUAACUGUUACUAUGCUAAAAGUUUAAAUUGUUUGAUCAUUCGGAUGUUUGGCAUUCACUGUGACAAUGUUGGGGGACAGCAUUCUUCCUUUGUUGUUUUCAUUCAAUUUCUAAAUAAGUUUUUUGCACUGAAAUAAAUAGACAAAUCAGUUUUUCCAUGGUCCAUCUAUGGUACAAGGUAUCAGUUAUCGGAUAUACUACUGGCAAGUGGCAACUUGUAACUCUUCCUUUCCACAGAGCAGAGGUGUAGCCAAUUUCUUAAGCCUGAAGGACAUACACUAUACCACUCCACUCUUUGGGUCAUUCACACUCCUCAAGGAAGAACUAUGGUAGUUAUCAAGAAAAGAGAGUAAUAGCAUAGUUCUUAACACCAACACUCAUUCAGAAUAGUUGGGUGAAGUUUACUCACCCCACAUUAGAAAAAGAAAGUUGCUUAUCCAAUAAGCAGAGAACACAGUGGUGUCCAGAAAUGUUACUCUGCAGAACUGGGCAAAUUUAACUUGGGAAUUGGAUGCACUCAAUGGUCAACCAGUUGACCUUUCUCAUCUUAGAGAAUUACUAUAAUGUUUCAAUUGAUAGGAGUUGCUACUUCAGUGGGUGGUUUGUAUACUGGAGCAUGUGGGCAGGCAAGGGGUGGGGAGGUCCUCCAAUGUUGUGAUGAUCACCUUUUAAAAAAAUAAAAAUGAGGUAUAUAUCUGUGUUGUAUUUUGCAGAAGCUGUUGGAUGACCAUGAAGCUCUGGAUAAUUACAUUAAGUUUGAUGGGGGUUGCUUGUGAUGUACUACAGUCCAAACCAGCUUUACCUUCAACUAUUGGCUCUUGUGAUAUGCUGUGUUCCUGUGAGGAAAAGGAUGGUGUCUUUAAUAUAAACUGCGAAGAAAGAGGCAUCAAGGAGUUAUCUCAAGUACAUGUUCCACCAUCCAGGCCUUUCCACCUUAGUCUUCUCAACAACAGCUUGACCAUGUUACAUGUGAAUGACUUCUCCAGCUUCAUCAACGCUCUCUCACUCCAUCUUGGAUUUAACUACAUUGUAGACAUUGAACCAGGAGCAUUUAAUGGACUAAGUCUCCUUAAGCAACUUCAUAUCAAUCACAACUCAUUAGAAGUACUUAAAGAAGACACAUUCCAUGGGCUGGAGAACUUGGAAUUCCUUCAAGCAGACAACAAUUUCAUCACAAUAAUUGAAUCAAGUGCCUUCAGCAAGCUCAACAGGCUAAAGGUGCUCAUUUUAAAUGACAAUGCCAUUGAGUUUCUUCCUUCCAACGUAUUUCGCUUUGUGCCAUUAACUCACUUGGAUCUUCGUGGGAACCAGCUGCAGACUCUACCUUAUGUUGGUUUUUUAGAACAUAUUGGUAGAAUUCUAGACCUUCAGUUGGAAGAUAACAAAUGGGUCUGCAAUUGUGACCUGGUGGAGUUGAAAGCUUGGUUAGAAAACAUGCCUCCUCAGUCCAUAAUAGGUGAUGUUGUAUGCCACAGCCCUCCUAUUUUGAAAGGCAGCAUUUUAAGCAGAUUAAAAAAAGAAUCCCUAUGUCCCACUCACCCUACAAAUGAUCUUGAUGCCCCAUCAGGGUCCUUACCAUUGGUGGUUACCACGUCAAUAAGUGAUAGUCACUACUCAACCAAGGUAAUACCUAUUUUUAGGGUUCCUACCAGGGAAACUGCUUUAACACUUCACGUAACAAAGCCAGCUACUCUGCUUCCUGGUGUAUAUUGUCCGAUCCCUUGUCAGUGCACUAGCAAUAUCCUUUCAGGGAUUUUAAUGCAAUGCCAGGAACAAAACAUUGAAAGCCUGUCAGAUUUAGGACCUCCUCCUCCAAAUCCUAAAAAGCUAAUACUAGCUGGAAAUAUAAUUCAGACAUUACUGAAAUCAGACCUUGUAGACUAUGGCAGCCUAGACUUGCUUCACUUGGGAAGCAACCGUAUUGAAAUACUAGAAGAAGGAUCCUUCCUCAAUCUCACCAGAUUGCAAAAAUUAUAUCUCAAUGGGAAUCAUCUCACCAAGCUGAGUCGGAAUUUAUUUUUAGGCCUGCAGCGCCUUGAGUAUUUGUAUCUUGAAUAUAAUUUCAUCAAGGAGGUUUUACCAGGGACAUUUCAUCCCAUGCCUAAACUAAAGGUCCUUUAUUUAAAUAAUAACCUUCUUCAGACUUUGCCAGCCCACAUUUUUUCUGGAGUUCCUCUAGCCAGGCUAAAUCUGAAAACCAACCAGUUUGCACAUUUGCCUGUAGGGAAUGUCUUAGAUGAUCUGGAUUUACUCGUACAACUUGAGCUGGAAGACAACCCUUGGGAUUGUACUUGUGACUCAGUUGGGCUGCAGCAAUGGAUACAAAAGCUGAACAGAAACACAAUGACGGGCGACAUUUUCUGCACAUCUCCAAGGCAUUUAGCUAAAAAGAAACUGAAAUCUCUGAAUAGUGACGUGCUAUGUCCCGGAAUAAACAGCCCACCUUCCGCAACUCAUGCUAGCUUCAUAGUCGUCACCACGUCACCAACCACCACCAAUACGGCAGACACUAUUCUGCGAUCACUUACCGAUGCAAUUCCUCUUUCAGUUUUAAUCCUGGGGCUUUUGAUAGUCUUUGUAACCAUCAUUUUUUGCGCAGCUGGUAUCGUCGUCCUUGUCCUACACCGGCGGAGAAGGUACAAAAAGAAGCACGCAGACGAACAGAUGCGGGACAACAGCCCAGUGCAGCUUCAGUACAGCAUGUAUGGUCACAAAACAACACAUCACACCACGGAGCGCCCGGCCACAAGCUUGUAUGAGCAACGUAUGCUCAGCCCCAUGGUGCAAGUUUAUCGAAGCCCAUCUUUCAGCCCCAAAUUUACAGACCAUCAACAGGAGAUGAAUGACAAGGAGAUGAAUGAUUCCAAACAUCUCCGCAGAGGCCUCUUGGAGAGGGAGCACUCCUCCCCUCUGACGGGGUCAAAUGUCAAAUACAAAGCUACAGACCAAUCGGCUGAGUUCCUUUCCUUCCAGGAUGCCAGCUCCUUGUACAGGAACAUUCUUGAGAAAGAAAGAGAACUUCAGCAACUGGGGAUAACUGAGUAUCUACGGAAAAACAUAGCCCAGUUACACCCUGAUAUGGAGGUACACUAUCCAGGAGCUCAUGAGGAGCUAAAGCUAAUGGAGACACUCAUGUACUCCAGGCCAAGGAAAGUUUUACUAGAACAGACUAAAAACGAAUAUUUUGAACUCAAAGCCAACCUGCAUGCUGAACCUGAUUAUCUGGAGGUCUUGGAACAGCAAACAUAAAAGGGACCCUUUUUGAAGGAUUAAGUCAAAAACUCUUCUAUCUUAACUCGGAACUUGUAAAUAAAAGUGCCUUAUAAUAAUGUGUCGUCAAUCAGAACUUUAAGCACAGUAGUAAUCCGAGUUGAAAGAAACUCUCAGGGAUAACUGUGUGAAGCCAUGGGGAAGUUUGCAGGCUCUGUGUCUCAUUCUCACAUUAAAUGUGAACUUUGGGCAACUGGAUUCUGGGAGGAAGUUCAGCUGGCCAUAUUCCUCGAGACCUGCAUGGCAAUCCCUCAUUUUUUUCGCUUAGAAAAGAAAGAAAAAAGCUUGAAGCAUUGGUUACUUUUGUUCCCCGGACCUAGACACUAAAUUUUCUUUAAAGUGCACCUAUAUACCUGGUUCCAAGAGGAUGGUGUAUAUUGGUUAGGAAUUAGUUCACAUGUAUGAGUAUUGUCUAUGGAUCGCACAUGAGAUUGCCACAUAAUAAAUACAAGAUAAAUUAUAUGAUUUUAAACAGAUAUUUAACUGUACAACCCCAAGGUCCGCCAAUAUUUAAGUACCUUUUAUUUGGAAUGUUAUUUAUAUUUUUAAAAAACCUGUUAGAAUAUUCAGAAGGAGGGGGAAAGCUGUGUACAUGUUUUAUCUAGGCAUCCUAAAAGACAUACACAAAGCUCUCUUUUUUGGUUACUUUCCCUAGUAGGCAAUUUUAAUUGUUUUUUUGGACAGUCUUCAAUAUAAUGCUGCUAUAGAGUUCUGGGCACCAUUGGUUGACACUCAUACCUGAGGAAAUUUGGAAAGCUACUGAGAAUUUAUUGUAAAUAUAUUAGUAAAUCAAUGAGCUGGGUUAUUAUUAUUAUUAUUAUUAUUAUUUAUAUGAUUGACUCCCGUUAUGGUUGUGGAUACUUCGGAUGAAACAUCAAUUCACUGUGGUCAGUUAAAUGUCACAUGCAAAUAAGUACACCAAUGAGAUCUUAUUUGUGUAUCUGUGUAAAUACUCCAUAUUUGAUACAAUUACUCAGCAAAAGAGCUUUUAUCAGGUCCGGUUUGAAAAUGAUACCAGGCACUUUAAGAAAGAAAGAAAAGUACAUGUGCAUGGUUUGCAACUUGUUUUAAAGCAAAUCGCUGGAAUCUAUAUUUACAACAUUAGCACUCCAGAAUCUUGGGUCUGUGUCAUGUUAACGCUGAACAUAUAGUUGCCAGUGACUAAGCUGGGCCCCAGCCAUUGAUUUGUCCGCAUGCUUAAGCAUGCUUACAUGAAAGCAAGUUCUGUCAGGCUGUUUCAGCUAUUACACUGCAACUGUCCUGGGUUUUCUGCUGAGUAUGCACUCGACAAGGAGGUACGAUCAAGUCUAGCUCUCGGACGGCUACAUCUGUGUUUUCACACACCCGUUUGUUGAAUACGCAAGCCACAUUUUCCGUGCACACUUAUCCCCUACCCAACAACUUAGAUGUAAACCUAAAAAAGCAAAAAUAAUACGAGCAGCCUGACAGAUGUUCUGUGGAAUUCAAUGGGAUGUACUUCACAAAGAUGCUCUCCAGAUGAAGGUGACAUGAAGCACGACAGCUUUAUUUUACUACAAAGCUUAGUUAGGUUUAUAUGAACUAUUUAUUCUGUACAGUUUGUAUCUAUUUCAGUUCACAGUUACUAUUAUUCUUGGGUGCCUUUCAAGCAAAUCAAAGAACUUCUAGCUAUAAAUAAAAAGAUGACAAUAAAUGUUUUUUU
Molecule: messenger RNA, 11895 nt
Organism: Podarcis lilfordi (Lilford's wall lizard)
Lineage: Eukaryota; Metazoa; Chordata; Lepidosauria; Squamata; Lacertidae
Source: the annotation of a GenBank genome assembly